Messenger RNA from Parus major (Great Tit), 6078 nucleotides. RefSeq names its product toll like receptor 4 (gene TLR4). Bases 85 to 2613 code for a protein of 842 amino acids. The transcript has 3 exons. Gene Ontology annotation, cellular component: membrane. Gene Ontology annotation, molecular function: lipopolysaccharide binding; transmembrane signaling receptor activity; protein binding. Lineage: Eukaryota; Metazoa; Chordata; Aves; Passeriformes; Paridae. Gene Ontology annotation, biological process: inflammatory response; immune response; defense response to Gram-negative bacterium. The record is from RefSeq and is a predicted model, not a curated record.
UGGUGCAACACCACAAGCAGGAGCUUUCUGUCUCCAGGUUUCUCUCUCCAUGCUCCUUCCUCCUGCACUCCUGGUCCCCUGAAGAUGCCCAGCAGAGGAGCCCAUCCUGUGGGGACACUCCUGGUGCUGCUGCAGCUGCCAUUUGUCCCGUGCCCAGUGGCAGGCUGCCUCCUGGAUCCCUGCUUGGAGGUCACCCCUAACACAACCUUCAGAUGCACUGGACUGAACAUCUCUGGAGUUCCUGAUGGAGUCCCAAACACCACCCAGAACCUGGACCUCAGUUUCAGCAACCUGAAAUCACUGGAGUCAAAUUAUUUUGCAUCAGUCCCUGAGCUGCAGCUUCUGGAUCUCUCAAGGUGUCACCUCCACACAAUAGAAGAUAACUCCUUUAUGGAUCUCCAUAGACUUUCCACCUUGAUUUUAACUGCCAAUUCCCUCCAGCACCUGGGGAAAGCAGCUUUCUAUGGCUUAACAUCUCUGAAAAAACUGGUUCUGGUGGAAACCAACAGAACCUCUCUGUCUGAGCUGCCCAUUGCACACUUGCACACUCUGCAGGAGCUGAAUUUAGGCCACAACAGCAUUACUUCAUUGAAGCUUCCUGAGUAUUUCACCAACAUGACCUCCCUCAGGCACCUGAGCUUCUUCUCUAACAAGAUCACAUCAAUCUCCAGAGGAGACCUUGAUGCCCUGAGGGAAGGGAACAGGCUCAACCUGACUCUGGUGCUUUCCUUGAACAAUAUAAAAUCCAUAGAGCCGGGGGCCUUUGUGGGGAUUCACCUCGCUGAGCUGGCCCUCAGGUCCGCUUUUGAGAACUUCAUGAUGCAAACUUCUCUGCAAGGCCUGGCUGGUUUGCAGGUCAGCAGACUCAUAGUUGGGGAGUUCAGGGACAGUAAGAACCUGCAGGACUUCAAGAGGGGGCUCUUGACUGGACUGUGCCAGGUACAGAUGGAAGAGUUUGUCUUAAUCUGCUUCAGGGAGUUUGAGGAUGACACAGACACUCUCUUUAACUGCAUAGGCAACGUCUCCACUGUUCGCUUGGUGGACCUCGGACUUGAGGAGAUAUCACAGGUUCCUGCGAGGUCUAAAGUGAAACAGCUGGAAUGCAAAAAAUGCAGUUUUGAGGAUGUGCCUGCCCUGAAGCUGUCGCUUUUCAAGGAGCUGAGAGUGCUCCGUAUUACCAAGAACAAAAGACUCAAAAACUUCAGUCAGAAUUUUGAGGGUCUCACUAACCUGGAGGUUAUAGAUUUGAGUGAGAACAGACUCACCUUCAGCAGUUGCUGCUCCCCUCAGUUUCAAAAUUGUCCAAAUUUGAAACACUUGAACUUAAGCUUCAAUUCUAAUAUCAGAUUGACUGGAGAUUUCACUAAUGUGAAGAAUUUGUUAUAUUUGGACCUUCAGCACACAACUUUAUUUGGUCCUGGCUCCUACCCUGUCUUUCUGUCCCUUCAGAAACUGAUUUACCUUGAUAUUUCCCAUACCAAAACCGAAGUUAAAUCCCAGUGCACAUUUUGUGGCUUGAACUCUUUGCAAGUGCUCAAGAUGGCAGGAAACUCCUUUGAGGGCAAUAAGCUGGCAGGCAACUUCAAAAACCUAAGUCACCUCCACACCUUGGAUAUUUCAAGCUGCAAAUUAGAACAUGUGGAUCAAAGUACUUUUGAUGCCCUCUCUGAGCUAAAGGAGCUAAACAUCAGUAACAAUAAGCUCCUGACCUUCGAUCCUGGAGUCUACCAGCCCCUCCGAGCCCUCAGAGUCCUGGAUUUCAGCAGGAACCAGCUGACUGUUCUGCUGCACUCAGCCUGGGAAAUCCUGCCUGACAGCCUGGUCCUGUUGGAUAUCUCUCAAAACCUGUUUGACUGCUCCUGUGUGUACCUGGACUUCCUGACAUGGAUCAAGGAGAAGCAGGAGCUGCUGCAGAACAAGGAGCUGAUGCUGUGCCACACUCCCUCGUACACGGUGAACGUGAGCCUGCCAAGCUUUGACCUGUCCUCCUGCCACGUCAGCGCAGGCAAGGUUGCCUCCUCAGUGGUUGUGCUGCUCUGUGUGGUGGUUUUCCUUUUCCUGAUUUACAAGUACUACUUCCAGCUCUACUACUCCGUGGUGCUGCUCAGUGGGUGCAAACACUCCGCGGAAAGAGGUGACACCUACGAUGCCUUUGUCAUCCACUCCAGCAAAGACCAGGAAUGGGUGAUAAAGGAGCUGGUGGAACCCUUGGAAGGGGGAGCACCUCCCUUCCGCCUGUGUCUGUACUACAGGGACUUCCUGCCAGGGGUACCUGUUGUCACCAAUAUCAUCCAGGAGGGGUUUCUCAGUAGCAGGAAUGUCAUCGCCGUCAUCUCCGCCAACUUCCUGGAGAGCAAGUGGUGCAGCUUUGAGUUUGAUAUUGCCCAGUCCUGGCAGCUGGUGGAGGGAAAGACUGGGAUCAUCAUGAUUGUGCUGGAAAAUGUGGAUAAGGCCCUGCUGAGGCAGAGGCUGGGGCUGUCCCGGUACCUGAGGAGGAACACCUACCUGGAGUGGAAAGACAAGGAAAUAAGCAAGCACAUCUUCUGCAGGCAGCUGACAGGGGUGCUGCUGGAAGGCAAAAAAUGGAAUCAUGAGGAGGUAAAACUCAUGUGAAGAGAAAGAAAGGUUCUUCCUCCCCUGUCUGCCAUGCUGGCCUGGGCUGCUGGAUGGUGCUCAGAAGUUCUUCUGUUGCUGUUCAGAGUCAGAGGGAGUGGAUGGAAGCACUACAGACAUUCCUGCCUUGCUGGUCACCUUUUCUCAAGGAAACUUGCAAGAUAAGGAGUGAGGAGGGCAGAAGAAUUUCCUGAGCUCUGUGUUUGCCCAUGGCUGUCACCCACAGGUGAACCAGCAAUACCUCAGGUUUGGUGGCUGUAGGAACAGGCCAGUGCAAUUACUGUCAUCUGGCUGCUUCUGAAGCUGGAUUUGGGUCCUGAGACCAUUUACCCAGAGCACCUUCACAGUCUGUUGCUUUGAGUGGAGCCCAGACUCUCAAAGGUGAAGACACAGGAUUUUCAGCUCUAAAAACUUUAUCAAACAGAAACGAGGUUUGGAUUCCGAAAGUCUUGUGCCUGCCUCUGUGGGCACCAUGACUCAGGGGACAAACCCUCCAGAGAGCAAUGGGACAUCCUACAGCCCACCUGGCAGCUGCUCAGGGAACCUGAGUGGUUUUGUCAUCAGGGAGAGAGGUUUCUGUGGCUGGGAAAUUUGCCCAACAUGUUUCUUUCAGUUUUAUUUAGACUAAGACCAAAUAUUGAAACCUUCACCUGAAAAUCUUACUUAUAUCCAUGUUUUUUAGCAUUUGAGAGGACAUUUUGGAGUUUUCUUGGGGGAACAAGACAUGUGUAACACCUUUAAACUGAAAUAUUUUUUUGCUCCCACUGCUGCUCCUCAUCCAGUGUUUGUGGAUAUGCUCUGGGACUAAUCUAAGCAAGCAAAAUUGAGCCUGAAUGAAGUAUUUUGAUGUUCACACCCAGCAAGUUCUAGAUUAAGCUUUUUCACUCUCUGGAUCAGCCUUAAUUCACUGUUGGAAGGUGCUGCAAGAGCAUCCAGGGUUUGAAAUGGAGUUCAGAUCUGCCUGUCUGCUCAGCCUUCCCCAGGGGUGAGUUUUGCUUUUGUUCCACUGAGAAACACUUCGCAGGGAGUAGAGACAGAGGGGAAAGGUCUGGGUUAGCUGAACUAAGUGUACCCCAGCACUGUCCUGAAUCAAGGGAAGGGAAGUCUAAAUGCCAUGGAAUCAUAUCAGGGAGCACUCCAUUGACGUGUGGGACGUUGGGUGGUGCAGGAGAAUUUCUCUCUUUCCACCAAAGGCUCUGGUUGGGAUUCAUCACUGAAUUACUCUGGUUUUAAUCUUGCUAAUCCUUCUAUAAUCAGUGGUGUUCUGCAGAAGCAACUGAGUGGUGAAUCAGAUCUGAUAUUUAUCUGCUCACUUUUCUAAGCACCAGACAGGGGCAUUUCCAUGGAAGCAGGAUUGGGGAUCAACAUCAGACAUUACUGGGUAGAGAGGGAGAGCCAGGCCUUGUGCUGGCAAAAGCUGAAUCACAGCUCCCUCUCUGUGUGCUGUGUCAGACAACACUAUCAAACCCCCCCACAGCCCUCCCUAAGCUUUUUGUGUGACCCAGGAGAUGAAGAUUUAAAGAACUAAGCUUGGUGCUGCGUUCCUCUGCUCAAGACAGUUUGUUCUGCAUCUGAUGAAUACUAUGCCAGCAAUUCCCAAAAUGAAGUUCUCCUCACCUCUGCUGGGAUUGAUGGGUCCUGCAGACCUUCCUCCUCAGCCUUUCAACCCCACCUUCCUCCUCCUCCAGACACAGAGGCUGCUGGAGAUGGUGGGGACAGUGAACCAGCCACAGCUCGAGGUCCCCUGGACUGAGGCCAAAGGAAAGCACAGAGGACAAAGCAAACAUUAGCUUGAAUUUCAGCAGCUCCAAGUUAAAUUGAGAAACAAAAGAGGAAAAAUUAAAUAGAGUGGGAGUUCCUGCUCCUGAAUUGAGCAGCAGUGAAGCCACAUUUGUCCUUCACUCUUUCUCUCUGUGGCUCCUCUGCAAACAAUUCAGUGGAUGUGUAUUUCUGGCACAAAGCACAGAGUCCUGUGAUUCUUGAUUGUAAUUAUAACAAUGAGUUUCAGAAAGCCUGUGAGUGGUUCUGGGCAUUUAUAAAAGGGAUUUAGGACAAUAUUGUUUAAAAAGUCAGUGUUUUUUUGAAUAUCAAAGCAACUUUAGGAGAGCAGGAGUGAUGCUGAGACGAGGCUCCCACCAGCACAAUUUUAAAAGACACUGGUCACUUGUUUUUCUCUUCCUAUUCAGAGUCUCCACAGCAGACAAGAAUGUGUGAGUUGCCCCUGGCUGCCUUAUUGUCCAAGGAAAAGCCACAAAAACAUUCAUAACUUCAGCUGAUCCUCUGUGAUCUCUUCCAGCCUGACUCACUCUGUAAUUCUGUGGCUUGCCCAGGCAGUGCUGAGGUUUAUGAGUCCAGGAUGGACAAGACUGUGUGAACAGUUAUAUUUUCACCAUUUACCCAGCAGAGAUACAGUAGAUCUUUCUUUGGAAGACUCAAAGCAGCUUUCCCCAAUGCUAAACACAGGGGAAUAUUGUGGUUCCCACAGAAUCACAUGUUCUCAUUUGCCUUCAUUGCAGGGAGCAAAUGUCCAAAGGAAAACUCAAGGUUCUCACGUUUCCAAAGCUGCUGGAUGUGCUGCUUGAAACUGCCCACUCUGCAGCAAGUGGCUUUGAUAGGAUUUACUCAGUGAAUGAAAAAGUGAGCAGCCAAGCAAACACCCCUGCAGGUCUGCAUUCAUCUCUCAUGUAAAUAUCUGAAAAUAUUCCAGUUAUUAAAGCAUCUCUUUUGCCCAGGUCAAAAAAAAAAGAAAUGGAGACAAAGCUCCAAAGGGCUGUUGCAUCCAAGCUAUUCCAUCUGCAAUGGACAUGCCCUGAUUUCACUCUGAUCUUCAUUUCACCCAUGCAAAAUGCCAGGACAGAUGCAGCUCUGGGCUUCCUUGCCUUGUGGAGGGUUCUGUGUGAGGGGCAGGACAUCCUGAUGUGCUGGCACUGUCACCAAGCCGUGCUUUGCUCAGCUCAGCUCCCUCAUUAGUGGGAUUGCCUUGGUGUUCCCCACCCUGCAGCAGCUGUAACAGCUGGAAUCCAGAGCCAUGUGCAGUCCUUCCCACCUGGAUCUGGCUGGCUGCAGGAGCAGCGCUGCCAGAACGCUCCCCUGGCCCCCCUGAGCAGGAGCACAGAUUUCCAGAGUCACUUCAAAACCCAGCAGAACGAGGAAAAGCAGCUGGUUUCCCUGGUCCGACUGGUACUUGACAGGAACAGGUUGAAAGUUCUCAGGGAGAGCGUUUGUCCUUUGGGAAAUGCUAUUUUGUAUGUGGUUUAUGCAAUUUAAUGAGGUAGCAUGGUGAAUCUAUGGAAUGGGAAUUGUCACAGCAGAGUUUCUGGUUUACUGGUGCAUAUAAUUUUGGAAUAGAUAUUUUUCAUGGAAAGAGUGAUAUAAAAAAAUGCUUUGGAGGGGCUGAAAAAGGGAUUUAUAAUAAAAGUUAAAUCACUCCACAAUGUCAUUUUAAAAAAUGUCUGCUUAGGCUUA